AUGGCGACGGUCAGCCGCGGGAGGACAAACGGAGCAGCGUACGACGAUGGAAACGACAUGGACAGUUCGUCUGUUGGUGGUCAGAUGCGCCACAAGCUCCAGGCGCUCCUCGACGAAAAGGAGCGGCAGCUCCAGCAGGUAGAAGCCCUCAGCCAGCGCGUCCUAGCGCAGCAAAUGGAGCUUGAAGAGCGAAUAAACCAGAUUGCAGAGCUCGACGAGGCCGGCACUGGCGCCAACACGGACGAGGAGAGCGAAAUGCGCGCACAACUCGACGACCUCGCACAGACGAUGCACGGUUGGGCUACAGAAAAUGAAACACUCUGGAACGGAGCAGUCGCAAAGGAUACGCUGGCAGACACUCCCCAGUUUCAAGCAGACUCACAACCUGCCUCGCAUGGUCCCUCUGCUGCGCAAUCGUCGCGUCGAGCAAAAAACGCAGCUCACCGCGCGAAUGAUGUCGAAUUUGCAUUCGAGAUUGGAAGCGGCCUGCUGACAGAGAUUCGACGACUUCAAAGCCUCUUGGCCGAGCGCGACAAAACGCUCCAGGACAUGAAAGAUGAGAGGGACGACCUCGAACGCUCCAUCGACAGCCUUAGGACAGCACUGAGAACACAGGAAGCGAAUGCAGGCAUAGAGGAAAACUGGAACCUCGAAGUCUCACUGCAAGAAAUGCGAACACAACUCUCCAAUACCCAAUCAUCUCUAGAACGCUCAGAGUCGGAACAAAAGCGCAUGCAAAAGCAAAUGACAACGCUGCGCGAGGCGUCCGAAGGCCACAAGUCUGAAUCGGAAAAGUUGGCCAACCAGCUGCAAGACUUGCGCACAAAGCACGAGACGGACGUUGCCCAAAUGCGCAAACAGGCCGCCACUCUUCAGCGCGAAAAGGGAGAACUACAGACAAACGUCGAAACGUUGAAAGCCGAGGUGGCCAAGAAAGCCAAAACGGUUGCCCGGUUCGGCAGCCCGAUGACCCCAAACGACGCGCGCUUCCUCACCCCCGCUCGUGGCGGCGACUUGGAGGAAGAGGAUGGAGGAGAGGAUGUAUUCGGCACUGCGGCGUCGACACGUCGCAGAAUGGAUAGCUCCCUCAUCUUUGGUGAAGGAGGGUACGAUCUCGAUUUGGACGUCUACUCGCCCGAUGUGUCCCCCAUCAAGAACCCCAAUAUCAACCGUCUGUCCCCGGCGAUUCCUAAUCACACGGCUGCGGAAAUCGAGGCGCUCAAGCAGAGUCUGGCUCAUGCCCAUCGUCAAAUCGGGACGCUCAAGAGCUCGUUGGCAAGAGAGCGACAGCUGCGUACGGAGUAUGGUCGAAAGCUCGGUGCAGCCGGUGAAGAGGUUGCGCCAGAAGAGCCAGAGAACGAAGAGGACUAUGAGGACGAACCAGGAGAGCUCCCACGUGUUACACCACUUCGAGCCGGUAGAGGGCGGGGUGGACGACGAGUCGUGGGCAAUCGUCCAGGUGCCAGAACGAGCCUCGCCGCCAAAUUGGCUGCCGCUGCCAAAGCAGGCCAGUCCCAGACCCUCGAAAGCCAAUUCACCGGACACGAACUCCCUCUUGCCGACUUUUCGAUGGAACCUGAAGAAUGGGUCGACGUUGAUGACGACGGAAUGCGACGACGAUCUGAAGACCGCGAGUCUGUUGCUGGUUCUGGCGAGAACGUACGCAAGAGUCUUGAUGAGGACGCACUCGGCAGAAAGCACAAGACGCAGAGCAUCAUUAGCAUUGCCAGCAGCAUGGACGGUAUGGAUCCUGUAUACGCCAACGUGCUCAAGGGCGCACGCGACUCGCGUGUUUCGAGCGAGAUGGGUCGCCCCUCUAUCGAUUCGACUUCUGCUCCCGUUGACAAGUCUCGUCGUGGUAGAAAGGUGCAAGACGAGUCGCGACCUGGUUCCAUCUUUGAGGCUCCUGGAACUCUGGCGUCUGAACUUGGCGGUGGGCUUGCGGAUGCCAGCGUUGUCGACGACGAACGGUUGCGAGCUGAGUUGGGUCUGGGUGAAGAGGAUAUCGAGGAAGAGAUUGAAGAGGAUGACGAAGAUGUGUUUGUGUCUCCGCGACCCAAGCAUGUCGCGUCUACUUCGAUUGCAAGCACUGCUGCUGCUCCCUCUGUCGUCGCUGCUCCAAAGGUGGAGACACAGGAUAUGGGCAUUCAGUGCGACCUUCUCCUACCACCAACCCCUCCUCCUGUCGUUGAGCGAGCGAGUAUGUCCAUUCAGACCGACGAAGAACCAGCACCACCACCGCCUCCCGUCAUCGAGCGAGCGAGCAUGUCUAUCCAGACCGACGAAGAACCAGUACCACCACCACCCCCAGCCCGGUUUGAGCUCUCGAUACAAACCGAUCCGAUCAUCGUCGAGACUCAGAGCGUCGCGGUAGAGACGGAUGCCGUGCCUGUGCGUCAGUACGCUGACGCUAGCUCGGAGACGAUCGAGCCACCGACUGAGCCCGUCGUCCCGAGGAAGGUUCCUAUCGAGCAUGUUGGUGUCGCAGUCGGUGCGGCUGCUGCUGGAGCCGCUGGAGCUACGGUAUUGGCGACACAGGAGAAGAGAAUGUCCAGGCCACCGCCUUCUGCGUUCAAGGACCCGACAGAUCCACUGCCUUCUGGCCGCUCUAGCCGCUUCAGCACGGAUGGUGAGACGGAGUACGAAGAUGCACGAGAGACAAUUGGAGCCACGACACCUGCGCAGUCUAUGGGCGACGGUGAUUUCCACUCUAUCAACGACUUUGGAGGGAGCGACGAUGACGAGGACGAAGAUGGCCAAGAGACUGAAACGGACAGCGCGGAGAGUAUCAGAGUCACGCGCAUGGACUUUAAGCGUCCUGGUAUUGGCUCGCAUGCGAAUACGGCCCAGGAUGUCACCAUUCGUGACGUUGCAGUGGGCACUGAUGAGGAGAUGGAAGCGUCUGAUAAGAGAGACACGAUCAAGCCGGAGCCUAUCAUCAAGAUUGUCGAGGUUGAGAAGCCCAAGCCUGAAGUCAAAGAGGUCUCUAUCCAGACCGACGAGUGGAAGCCCACGCUUCCGCCAGGAGCUCAGUUGUUCGCGGUCGGACCUCAAUCUCAACAGUUCCAGUUUGUCUCUGGGCCGAACACACCCGGAGUCAGCUCUGUUGCUCUGCCUACAGCAGCUGGUGUGGCAGCCGCGGCGGCGCUCAAACCUGCAUUGCGUGAUGGUGGUGCACAGCGCUCCAGAGUUGGUACUGGAGCGUCAAUCAACUCUGCUCUUACCGACCCAUCGCGUUCACGAGUGCCCUCUGGUACGCUCGCUGCUGCUAACGUGCCGAAGCCAGUCGAUCGCACACGUCCACCGACAAUGAUGCUGCCUCCUCCACCCCGUCUUCCUCCUCCACCUACUACAUCGCCAACUCUCACUUCAUCGGCGGGCAGUAUCAAGGCUGGUCCGUCCAUGGGUCCACCUCCGCGACCAAUGUCACCACCUCCAGCUGAACUCAUCCAGCGCGCUACUACACCUACUAUUGGUCGAAAUAGCACACUUGCUGUACCAGCUUCGAUGGGACGAACGGCCAGCAACCCCUCGACUCGGCCUCCGAGCGCAGGCUCUAUCCCUCCUGCAUCCGCACGACAAGUCCGCUCUGCUGUAAACGGUGUAACCUCUGGUGGCGAAGAGGGCCAUGAAUCGUUUGACGACAAGAAUGCGCGAGGUGCCAAGUCAAUGGCUUCAUUGACGUCGAGCAGACACUCUGUGUCCUCUCGUCGACCGUCCAUCACGUCUUCGAUUUCUUCGGAGCAUCAGGGCAGCGGCAUCCGCUCAGUGACUGAGGCGCCAAAGUCCCAAGCCCUCAUGGCCGCGAGCGGGAUGGGAGCUAUGGCUUCCCGACCCACUGGAGAAGGCGCUACGGAUCCUGCUAUCAUUCACGCGAUUACACAGACGAUGAUUGGCGAGUUCUUGUACAAGUAUACGCGAAAGCCUAUUGGCAAGAAGUAUACCGAGCGCAGACACAGACGGUAUUUCUGGAUCCAUCCGUAUACAAAGACCAUCUACUGGAGUGCGGAAGACCCGGGAUCGACCAAUGUGCACGAGUCUAGCGCCAAGAGCGCGUAUAUCGAGUCGGUCAAGAGUGUCAUGGACCCCAAUCCGAUGCCACCCGGUUUGCAUCAGUACAGCGUCGUUGUCACCACCGCGAACAGGGAGAUGAAGUUUACCGCUCCCACAAAGGAGAGGCACGACAUCUGGUUCAAUGCUCUGAGUUAUCUCAUUGCUCGACCCUCUGCCAACACUCCUUCCCAACCGUCGCAAUCGGCCACCCGUGUGGCCUUGAGUCCGACUUCAGCAAAUCAGCGCCAGGCUUCUCAAACAAACGAGGAACCCAGACGUAUGGAGUAUAGUCCUCGCAGUCAAAAGAGUGGUCACUCCGCUGUCACUAUUGAUACGUACAACACGCCGCGAGCGCCGCGAAGCGUCUCGAGGAUGUCUAAUCCAUACGGCUCUGUCGGCAAGCGCUCGGGAACUGCUGCGGCCGAAUUUAUGCGUUGGAACAGCGAUGCCCCGGCCAGUCCAUCAAGAAUGGAGGACAAUACACACGCACAAGACUCCGAGUUCCAACUACACGAUGAUCCAGAGGAUGCCUAUGACGGCCUGGAAAACGUACGAGCAUGCUGCGAUGGCAAGCACGAUGUUGGAGCAUUGGGUGGCCGCCAUCACCAUCAUCAUCAUCACCAUCACCAACAGCAACAGCAACAGCAACAACAACAACGGGGUACCGUUAGAGGAGCGGCUGGUGACUCUGGACCCGAGAGACCCGCUUCGCCAUCGGGUUGGAGCUUCCGUAGUGGCCGGCGAGUGUAA
This is a messenger RNA of Serendipita indica DSM 11827, 4803 nucleotides long. Lineage: Eukaryota; Fungi; Basidiomycota; Agaricomycetes; Sebacinales; Serendipitaceae. The record is from the annotation of a GenBank genome assembly.